UCUAUGGCAGAGCAAAAGUAGAUGUAUUCUCGGAUUUGCAUAUUUACUAACGAAUGACUCCGGGUUUACACAAAUUUGUGAAAACCAAAACAAAAAAAGCAAUUUUCAGUGAAUAUAAAAGUUCACUUUGUGUGGUGAAUCUCAGCAGUUGUAAUCUCGUAUUGCAUGUAUUAAGUAUUAAAAUUGUGUUAAAACAGAAUUCAGUAUCUAAAACCAACAGAAGAGUCAUUACCACUCAAAAUGAGGCAAACGAUAUUUAUUUCAAUUUGUACCAUAACAAUUCUACAAAUGGCUACCGCCGGCACAACCGCACCAUCCUUGAGCGCUGCUCGUAAUGCGUUUGCAAUGGACACUUUUAAAGAAAUUGCGGUCAAUAACAAUGCAAAGAAUGUAAUCUAUUCACCUGCCUCAAUACAAGCAUGUAUGACCUUACCAUUCUUUGGUGCCGAGGGUCAAACUGCAACAGAAUUAAGAGAUACAUUACAUUUAGGAGCUGGAGACAAACAGUCGAUUGCACAAAACUAUGGUGACUUUAUAAAACGCGUCUUUAAAAGUUCAUCUGAUGGUCCCCAACUAACUAUGGCGAAUCGUAUAUAUGUUCAACAAGGAUUGGAAGUGAAGCCACAUUUUAAUGAAAUCGCAGCAAAGAAUUUCCAAUCUGGUGUGGAACAAGUGAAUUUUACUAAUUCUGGACCAACAGUCAAACAAAUCAACUCGUGGGUAGAACAACAAACGAAUAAUAAAAUUCAAAAUUUACUUUCGUCGGAUGCAGUAAAUGCACAAACAAGUUCCAUAUUGGUAAAUGCAAUAUAUUUCAAAGCUAAUUGGACCAAACAAUUUAGUGAAUCGUCUACGCAUAAAGCAGACUUCUCAUUAAAUUCUAGACAAAAGGUUCAAGUUGAUAUGAUGUUCAAUGAUGAUAACUAUAAAUAUGCGGAACUAUUCAAUUUAGAUGCGAAAGCUAUAGAGUUACCAUACAAAAAUUCAGAAAUCUCAAUGUUAAUUUUACUGCCAAAUAAAGUUGAUGGUCUUCAAGAAUUAGAGAAGAAAGUAUCCGCUAUUGAUUUAAAUCAAAUUACAAGUGAAAUGACUUCAAAGAGUGUUGAACUGUUUCUACCCAAAUUUAAAAUCGAAUUUGACAUUGAUCUCAAGCAGUCAUUACAAAAUCUUGGUAUUAAAACUGCAUUUUCUGAUAAUGCUGACCUUAGUGGCAUAUUUACUACGAGUGUUCCACAAAAAAUUUCAGAUGUUAAACAUAAAGCAUUUAUUGAUGUCAAUGAAGCAGGUUCAGAAGCUGCAGCAGCUACAUAUAUUAAAAUUGUGCCUAUGAGUUUAAAUUUGAAUCAGAAAACUUUCGUUGCUGAUCGUCCAUUCGCUUUUUGGAUACGUAGCAACGACGCUGUUUAUUUUGCGGGUCAUGUUGUUUCACCCUGCAAAAUUAAUUUAUACUUUAUAAUGGGAAGCGUACAGUUCCAAAGUGGAUUAUUUAUUUUCUUCAUAAUUGGCUUAUUCUCAACUUUAACUAUCAGUCUUCCACUUCACCACGACAAUCGCACUGCUUUUGCUAUGGAAAUUUUUAGUACCGCAGUACUUGAACGUACCAACAGAAAUGUUAUUAUAUCUCCAACCUCACUUGAAACGUGUCUUGGACUUGCAUACUUUGGAGCUAAUGGAAAAACCGCUGAAGAAAUGCAUGAAGGACUAAAAUUAACUACGAAUGACAAAAAGAUCAUAAGUCAACACUAUCGAAACCUUAUACAAAGUAGACUACAAAGCCCAUCAAAUGGUCCAGCACUUAAAAUAGUGAAUCGUAUUUAUGCAAAUGAGACCCUGGAAAUUAAAAGUGAGUUCAAUGAGAUUGCCUUAAACUAUUUUCAAGCCGCAGUGGAGAGAGUGCGUUUUGCCGAUUCUGCAAAUACGGUUGUAAGGAUCAAUAAUUGGAUUGAACAGGAAACGGAAAAUAAAAUUAAAAAUUUGUUAAGAAGUGACGAAGUAAAUCAAAACACUACUGCAAUACUAGUAAAUGCUAUAUACUUUAAGGGAAAAUGGGCAAAUCCUUUUACGAGAUUUACAACACAAAAAAAGAAUUUCUCCAUUAAUACAGAAGAGAUUGUGCUCGUUGAUAUGAUGUAUAAUGGUGAUAGAUUUAAGUAUGCUGAAUUAAUGGAUCUUGACGCAAAAGCUUUAGAAUUGCCUUAUAAUAACUCAGACGUAUCUAUGCUGUUUUUAUUGCCUCAUCGUAUCGAUGGUUUAGCAGAAUUGGAACGGAAAUUAACUGGUAUUGACUUUGGAGAAAUUGCAGCGCAAAUGAAGUGGGAAAGCGUGGAUUUAAGUUUACCUAGAUUUAGAAUAGAAUUUAGUAUUGAUCUUAAAGAUACACUUAAGAGGUUAGGUAUGGUUAGCAUGUUUAAUAAGGAUGCUGAUUUUAGUAAUCUGUAUAAAUCGAAUACGUCAUCCAAAAUUUCACAAGUAAAACAGAAAGUCUUCUUGGAUGUUAAUGAAGCCGGCUCUGAGGCAGCAGCUGCUACAUUUGUCAAAUUUUAUUAUAAGAGCUUCAAUCCCGAUCAUAAAAUCUUUCAAGUCAAUCAUCCAUUUGUGUUUAUUAUACGCUCCCCGGAAACAAUAUAUUUUUUUGGUCAUGUGGUACAGAUUUAGGUACUGUAUCCAAAGGUUACAGUAAAAUGUGUUAUUUUAUUAUUG
Molecule: messenger RNA, 2700 nt
Organism: Teleopsis dalmanni
Lineage: Eukaryota; Metazoa; Arthropoda; Insecta; Diptera; Diopsidae
Exons: 8
Coding region: 241-2655 (804 amino acids)
Molecular function (GO): serine-type endopeptidase inhibitor activity
Source: RefSeq, a predicted model, not a curated record